AAAAUGGAUGCAUCCGUGGAUGAUUUGUUGUCGUUCAAAGAAUUUCCGCUGAUGAACGAAGCCAGCGGAAGCCAAAGUGCACAAAUCAACAUUAAUUCACCGCAGCGAUCGCACCCCAAGCUCGAUGAUCAGGAUGAGGACGAUGGAACACCAAAAGUAAACACCACAUCGAAGGGAGGUUCGAUUUUCAGCUUGGAGUACUACCAACACUUUUUCGACGUGGAUACAAUGAUUGUGGUGGAUCGCAUUGCCACAUCGAUGAUUCCCAAGCGCGCACCCGUCAAUUAUCUGAAGCUAAACAUUGCCACGAAUCCGGAUCUGUAUGGACCGGUCUGGAUCGUGCUAACACUGAUUUUCACAAUUGCCAUUUCCGGCAAUAUGGCGAGCUAUUUACAGAAUACGGGAAACCAUCAUUGGAGGUACAAUUUCCAUCUCGUGUCGUAUUCGGCCACCGCUAUCAUAACGUACGCCCUGCUGGUUCCCGGUGCACUCUGGGCAUUUCUCAAAUGGAGCACACACACGAACGAGAUGGCGAUCGAUGAUGAGGAAGACGAGCAGCAAGCGGUCGGUACGCCCAGUCUACUCUCAUUGGUCUGUGUGUAUGGGUACUCGCUCGCAAUCUACAUUCCGGUGUCCGUUCUCUGGACCAUUCAGGUAUCACUGUUCCAAUGGUUACUGGUCAUAACGGGCGCAUUUCUGUCCGGAUUUGCUCUGCUGAUGAUUCUGAUGCCGGCGCUAAAAAAGUCCAAGUACUCACUCUUGAUCGUGCUGGUCGUUGAGCUGGCCCAUUUCGCGCUGGCGGCAGGUUUUAUGCUUUACUUUUUCCACGCACCGGAUGUGGAAACUCCGGUGGAAGCACCGACGCACAAGGCCAUCACCAGCGUGGUAGUUAACACGACGAUGCAGAGUAAAACUGCAUAAAUUGAACGUCCUGAAAGUCCUAGGUCUCUUUUACGGUAUAAUAUAUUAUUCGGCUGUAUUCGCUAGAUAUGGUUUAAAUGUGCAGAAACAAAUGUUGCUUCAUUUAUUAUUUUCAAAAUAAAAAAGCACUUGGAUGA
Messenger RNA from Anopheles stephensi (Asian malaria mosquito), 1058 nucleotides. RefSeq names its product protein YIPF1. The transcript has 4 exons. NCBI's taxonomy places the organism in Eukaryota, Metazoa, Arthropoda, Insecta, Diptera, Culicidae. Gene Ontology annotation, biological process: vesicle-mediated transport. Gene Ontology annotation, cellular component: membrane; Golgi apparatus. The record is from RefSeq and is a predicted model, not a curated record. Gene Ontology annotation, molecular function: small GTPase binding. Bases 4 to 921 code for a protein of 305 amino acids.